AUGAGCGUUGCCCAAUUCCCCUCCCCUGCUCCAAUCGCAGCCCCCUGCUCAGACCCCAGUCGUUCUGUCCCUCUCGGCGACAGCAACACUCCAGAUUCCUUCCAGCAGUCUCCCUGCCCACUUCAACCAGACGCUAUCCUCGGAAACUCAAGUAAUGGUGCUGCGGUCGCCGGCUCGAUAGCCCCUCCCCCCGUAGCAGUGUUACCGCCAGAUGGACCGCUGCCCCAUUCCUCAGCCCCAGGCUGGAGUCUAACCUCACUGACCAUCCUCUACGUUCUUCUUCUCUGGAACGGCCCCGUGACCCCCUCAGCAGCCCUGUUCGACUCACACGGUCUCCGCCCUAUGCCCUUCAUCGCGGCCGAUUUGGUCACAGUCGCCGCAUGUCUGGGCAUGGCGCUCGCGCUCGAGUUCACAGGUCCCGCCCUGGGAAUGGGCAUAGCCGUCGUCUCCGCCACGCUUGGGCUGGUGCUCUUCGCCCUGUCCCGGAACGCAGAGACGCUGAGCGCGGGGCAGGUGUUCUACAGUGUUGGCUUCACUGGCAUCCGACUCGUCAUCGACGUGCUUAUCGCCGACACGGCAGCGUUGCGGAACCGCGCCCUGGCUUAUGGGUUGGCUGGCUCUCCGUGGGCCGUAACUGCGUUUGCUGUCCCGGCUCUACGCAAGAGGUUCAACAUCUCGAACGAAGGGAGGAAGAUGCGGCUCGCCAUCGCAGCGUUCACGGGCAUCAUCCCCCUGUUUGGUGGGGUUCUCGUCCUGUACCUGUGGCACCACAAGCGCACCCACCCGGUUCCAGUCGCGAAAGAGAAGAUCCGGCGCGACCUCCGCGUACUCAAGAUCUUUGACGUGUGUCUGCUCGGCUUCUUCCUCAUGAUCCUCUUUGUCUUCCUCUGGCUAGUCCAGAUGGGCUUAAUGCCGUGGUGGGCCGCACUGAUAGCCCUCAUCUCUUUCUUCAGCACUGUUGUCUUUGUCGCAUUCUCCCGCUCCCCCUGGGUCAGGAAACAGGCCAUCAAGUUCUGGUUGCCCCGCCUUCGGCGCGGACUGCCUGACGCACCCAUGCCGGAACCCAUUAAGGCGCUUCUGGUCGAGUUCUACAACCGUCCCCAGUGGGAGAGGUCGGCGCAGAGACUGCACCAGUAUAACCCUCUCAAGGGACGGACCAUGUGGGCCGUAUGCAUUCUCGCCAUGACCUGGAAGUUGCCAUUCUACUGUCUCGGCGAGGUCCUCAUGAUGGCGGCCCCUUCGCUCGAUCACUCCGUUUCGCGACUUGUCUUCAGCCAGAUCCUCCUCGCCAUGGCCCGCUCGUCCUUCGAAGCCGUGAAGGAGGUCGCCAUCCUUUCCUCCUCUGAGCCGAUCGACACUGCCGUCGUCCUCGCCAUCCUCAGCGUGUGCGACAAGGUGGGUGGCAUGAUUGGUUCGACCUUUUCGGACAUUGUUUGGGCCGAGGCGCUCCCAGACGCACCGCGCAGGUACCUCUCGGCAGAGGCUAUUCUCAGUGCUGAGAGAGUGCAUCCCGAGCUCCAGAGACAGCUGUCCCUCCCUCCUGGAAGCGCCGAGCGAAUAGCUAUCCAGCACACAUACGACGAGGCCCAGAAGAUCACGCUUAUCAUCGGCAGCGUGGCGAUGGUUUUUGCUCUGGCUUGUGCUCUGGCUAUGCGGAAUGACAACAUCCUGAAGAUCAGACUCCCAGAUGUAGCGCUGUAG
This is a messenger RNA of Trichosporon asahii var. asahii CBS 2479, 1701 nucleotides long. Its product is annotated as siderophore iron transporter mirB. The record is from RefSeq and is a predicted model, not a curated record. Gene Ontology annotation, molecular function: transmembrane transporter activity. Bases 1 to 1701 code for a protein of 566 amino acids. Lineage: Eukaryota; Fungi; Basidiomycota; Tremellomycetes; Trichosporonales; Trichosporonaceae. Gene Ontology annotation, biological process: transmembrane transport. The transcript has 3 exons.